AGGAGCUUCAUUUUCUUCAGCCUUGUGCCAGUCUCAUAAACUCUGUCUGAACCUGCCACUUACACAAGACGCUCCCACACACUCGUAUAAGUACCAGACGACUUUUUUUGGUCGAGUAGUUUUUUUUUCUUUUUUUCUUUUUAUAUUUAGCCCAUGCUUGCAUCUCCAGAGGAAGGAAGGAUGAUGUUUUGAAAAUGCCUCAAGUCUCUCCUUUUUUUGCAGUUUGUUUGCAGGUUUUUAACUUCGAGUGAGCCUUUUUCUAGCCGCUAGUUAGCCGUUUUGCAACUUUUUUAUAUCUAUUUUUAAUCUGUUUUGGCUAACAGCGUGAUGACGAGUAAAUCCUGGCUGAUUCCUAAAGCGGCAAUACUGCUGCUCGUCAUAACCUGGAGAGAGAACAUGUUUUGUGAUGGAUUGACAGUCGCAGUGGACCCCCCUGAAGACCUCAUGGUGUCGGACCUUGGUCUUCUUGGACAUCUCGAGAUUACAUGGAGCCCCCCAGCCAGCUUGAUAGACGUGACAGAGUGCCAAAAAAUGUAUCAGCUGGAGUAUUUCAACACCUACAGAGACAGCUGGAGCGCCGUCAGGACACCUAAGAGGAAGUACAGGGCCCAGUUUGAUCUCAUGAAAGAUGUUAAAGUGAGAGUGUACACUAUGCUGAGUGGACCUUGUACAGGUGGCGCUGUGGUCAAAAGCAAAAACUACACCGAGCUCAUCCAGAAACCUUCAAGCACAGGCGCUGUGGGAACAGCAGUCCAAAAUUUUGUAUGUGUGUACCACAACUUGAACUACAUGGAGUGCAAGUGGGGAAGAGGUCCAAAGACGCCAACAAACUCACAGCAAAAUUUGUAUUUCUGGUACAAAGAACUUGAGCAGGCAGAGGAGUGCCCGAAAUAUCUAGCCUCAAACGGGUAUAGGAGUGGCUGUAAUUUCACUGGAAUAUCUCUCCCUGAUUUCACUGAUAUCAUCAUUUGUGUGAAUGGCUCUUCGCCAGAAGGGCUCCUGAAACCAACCUACACCUCCCUGCAAAUCCAGAACCACGUGAAGCCUGAAACCACAAAGACGCUGCAUCUCCAAACAGGUCCAGACGAGAGGUUGGAGCUUCUCUGGGACCAUCCUGAAAGCCAGAUUCCUGUGCACUGCCUAGAAUGGGAGGUGGAGCGCUAUCAAGAGGGACCUGAAGGAAAAAUAACGUCGGAGCCGAUUUUCACCAAAGAGAUGAGUCUAACUCUGCCCUCGGGUCUCGACAACAGAAGAAACUGCUUCAGGGUUCGAUCCAAAUUGGAUAAAUAUUGUGCCGACAAAGGAUUUUGGAGUGAGUGGAGUCCUGAGGCCUGUUAUCCAGCCACAUCAGCCAGUCCUCAGUGGAAACAUUAACUUUGUGGAUUACCAGCCGGAAAAGCCUGAUGUCAUCAAAGAACAAGAAAGAUGCCAUGGUUGUCUUCUUCUGAAGGGAAGGCCAAAAGAUUAAAGUUUUAAAGGGCUUUAUUCCAGGAAAAUAUGGACAAAAUGGUGAUCUGGUGAUGACUGUCUGUAUUUUUGAUCUCUUAAAAAGAGAAAUGCAUAGCUCAUAAGGCCUAAGUUCCACUUUGUGUCAGUCUGUUAUUCAUUUAAUUAUUGAUUGUUAAUGGAUUUACUUUCUAACCUUGAUUUGACAAGAAGAAGAAAAAAUCUUGCCCUUGUUACCUGAAAAUUCCACAUGAUCAAUACGUCACAUAAGUGUUGCAUGCCUGCCCCAGUUUUGCUCCAACUGCCGGUGCAUAUCCUUGCUCACUGAAUAGGUUCAUGGAGUGAUGCUCAGCCACAUGCAGCCUUGAGCAGUUGGAGACUAGAGAUCGCAAGAUCAUCAAGAUAUGAGUUCACAUGGGAAUUGCAAGAUCAAAUGAGUCCAAUGUGACAGUAGUAUUGAAACUACAGAUUCAUUUUCUUUCUAAGGUUCAUUUCAAUUUCAUUCUUUAGGAUUUUUUUGCUUCUAGUAUGGAUGAGUACAUGACAGAGUUUAAAAUGACCUGUUUUCUAAAAAGGAUGUGUAGUACCACUUAAAAUUCUGUGAUUUUAAACCUCAGAAAUUAGUUUAUCUUUGUCCAUGGUCUCAUAUAACCUCUGACCAACUUAUGACCUGUGCAUUGUGCCAGUAAUUAUGAUGAAAUGUUGAUAAAGUGGUGAGAUUUACUAGUGGGGGUCAGUGCAUUGUGCUGUGUUUUGAAGCUAGCAGGAUACAUUGAGUGUUCUCACUCCUUGGGUGAGGAAAUGGCGCUUCUUUCACACAUGGGACCAGAGCGCCUGCUGUGGAACUGAAAAACUUGAUGAGAAGGAGUGAUUUGCUCUGGAGUUUGCAUUUUAAGUGGAUCACUUGGCAGGUGGAGUAUGUGGAAUUUGAGGGUUGUACUACUAUUGUUGGUCAGUCUACAAUGGUUGCUUGUAUUUACAUCAUCAAAGUAAAAGUGGAAGUAAGCCACAAUGUUUCCGUCCUUUUAAGAUAUAAUAUGUGACUUUUAAAGAACAGGUCCAGUACAUGCUGCACUUUAGCACCAAUCUCUCAAGUUUUUCUCUGCAAUAGCUUGACUGUCCACUUCACCAUUCCCCCUCGUCUUCCACCACUCCCUUAGUGGUCCAAUUGUGUGCAGCUGUUUGUUGAACUCUUCUCCAUUCAGAUAUAUAGACCAAACUUGAUUUGGUUAUUCUUUCAAGAAUUUAGACAGAACAAAAACUUUUCUUUGGUUUUGAAAGACAAAACAGUAGUAUAUCACCACUCUCCUUCCUCACAUGCUGGCUGGUCUAACAAAUGGAGUAGGAGAUAUUAGCAUAUUAAAAAAUACAUACAAAACAUGUUUGAGUUUCUGAGCGAAACAUAACAAGCUGAAAGAAGCACUGUCUCAUCAGUGUAAACUCAAAGCUAGAAACAACAAACCCCAACGAAGUUUAAUUUCACUGUCUUGUUAGAAAGUUAUGACUCAGUUAUGUAUUUUUGUAUUUAUAUUUGAUAUCUCUUACAUUUAAAAUGUUGCAUAUUAUACCUUUAAUUGUCACUGAAUUCUAAGGGAAAUGGGGUAUGUUUUUCUUUGUUAAAGGGGCAUUUUAGCUAUUUGAGAUGCUGUAUUUAUGAAGAUGCUCGGCAAAACAUCCUGAUCAGGCUUUGUCUUUAAAUGUAAGAGGGUGGGUGAAGUUUAGGGCAUCUUAAAGACUAUGUUUUUGUUUGCACUUUACUGUAUGUGCACUGGUUGUAAACCAUGUCUAUUAACACUGCACACUGAUGCACAUUGUUAAUUUAACCUUAUUCACCUCAUGUUGAUGCUGAAUUUGGAUUUUUCAUUUGCGUGUUGACAAAUUCUGAAAUAUCUUGAAUGAUUUGUGUUUACAUGGUUGACUACUUGCCAAAUAAUUCUCUUGCCUCUGACCUGGUGAUGUCGAUAAAAUUGCUAUGCACUGAUCUAAACUGUUUGUCACUUCUGGUUUUUAAAUGAAGGUCAGUGGUACCUCGCUUUGUGAAGUCAGAAUGUUUUUAAAGAAUAAAAGGAUCUGUACUGUCA
This is a messenger RNA of Cheilinus undulatus (humphead wrasse), 3527 nucleotides long. It is a transcript of the gene il13ra2, whose product is annotated as interleukin 13 receptor, alpha 2. Bases 328 to 1374 code for a protein of 348 amino acids. The record is from RefSeq and is a predicted model, not a curated record. Gene Ontology annotation, biological process: cytokine-mediated signaling pathway. The transcript is spliced from 9 exons. Gene Ontology annotation, cellular component: external side of plasma membrane. Lineage: Eukaryota; Metazoa; Chordata; Actinopteri; Labriformes; Labridae. Gene Ontology annotation, molecular function: protein binding; cytokine receptor activity.